AUCGAAAUGAAUGCCGCAUAAACGUGUUUUACGUUCGGCAUUCGAUAAUACAAACAAGUCUAAAAUAAGUAAUAGUACUUGUCAUUUGAAUCAACAUGGAUAAUAAUCUUCCAGAUUUAAAAGCAAAUGAAACCGUGCAGGAGGAUCUUUCUAGCUUGGACAAAUUAACACAGUCUUAUUUGUUGUUAAAGAAAAAAAUUUGUGGAACUAAUGAAUUAAUUAAACAGUAUAAUGAUAAACUGAAAGAAUGCGAACGUUUAAAAACAGAUUUAGAUGCAACAAGUAAAGAGGCAAAGAAAGUAACUUGCAAUUAUAAUUCUACAUUAGCAAAAGUUAUUAAAUUAGAACUUCAAAAUACAGAAUAUAAAAAAAAUAUUCAUUCUCUGACACAACAAGCAGAAGAGCAUAAAGUAAAAACAGCAGCAGAUCAGCAACACAUACAACAAUUAAUAUGUAAAAUAAAAGAUUUAGAAAAAAAUGAAGACAGUAAAAUUAUGCAGUAUGAUUUAGAAAAGUCUUCACUUCAAGUAAAAAUCAAGGAAUUAGAACAAGAAUUAAAAGCUGUAAAGAAAUCAUAUGAUACAAAAAUUAAGAAGAUAGAAAAGAAAGUCCCUGUAGAACAUGAUAACAAACCAAAAUUAAAAGAAGCUGGGACAAAUACAGUACUCACUAGUGAUGAAAUACAACAAAAACCAAAAUUAAAAGAAGCCGGGACGAAUACAGUACUAACUAGUGAUGAAAUACAACAAAAACCAAAAGUAGCAGAAAAAUGUGUUAUGACCCAUGAACAGUACAGUGUUAAAGAUGAUGUGUAUCCUGUAUUCUGUGGUAAAUGUGAAGUGCUUUUAGAACCACCACCGCUCGAAAAAAUAUGUAAAAUUAUGACUAAUUCAUGUCCAAAACUUAUUGAAAAAAUUUCAUCUCCAAAGAAAGUAUUGCCCCAUCCACCAGCGCCACCUGAAGUCAACUGCUAUGAACCUAAAAAUUCCACAUUGCCAAAUACUUCCUCCCCUUUAAAGACUCAAAAUAAUCAUCCAAACUUUAUUCCUACAAAUUUAUUAUCCCCGCAAGUUACAGCAACGCCGAGCCGUUCUGAGUAUUGCAAUAACUUUGUGCCAGUAUCCAAUAAUUUAAUGAAUCCAGGUGCUUAUUAUAUUGGGCCAAUGCCAGUGAAUGCUGUACCGUUGCCAAAUUUAAAUACAGUUAAUCAGAAUUCUGAUAGUAUGGCAACAGUGGCAUCUUCAUUGUCAAUUAUUUCUUCUUUACAAAAGAAGAUUGAUAGUCUAGAAACAAAGAUUGAGAAAUUAAAUAAGGCAAAAUCAAGACAAUCUAGUGAUUGCUGUCAACAUCACCCAAACACUUGCAUGUAUGAUAUGAAUAGUUCCAUGCAGUUUAAUUUCAUGGAAAUGUGGAAAAGAAUGGCAGAUUUCUAUGAGAAUAGGAACAAGGAAAGAGAACCCUCUGAUACGCAUAAACGUCAUAGUAAGAAAUUAAAUAAUUAUAAAGUACCUCGGUUAAAAUCUAAAAAAAGGUUACAGAAUGCGCACACUGACCGGUGGAAGGUCGAAUCAUUCUCAAGAAAAGUUGAACGAAGUCCUUCUAGAAAAAGGCCUAAAAAACGCAAGAGUAGGUAUUCAUCUCUUUUCGAUGAUGCUGAUCAUACAUUAAAUAAUAGCGAAGAUCUAGAAAAUUCAAAUAGUGACUCAGACACAAAUUCAUACGCUGAGGUGUUCCUCGAUAAUACCAAUAGUAAAACAGACACUAGCAUGGGAUCUAAAAAUUCAUCCUGUACAGAAAUGUCUAAAUCACCUUCAAAAUCUAACACCUCAAAAACACCCACCUGUUCUAAUCACUCUACAGACAUAGACGAAGUGGAGACUGUAGAAACCAUUAGAAAUUCAGUCGAAUCUAAUAAAUCAGUGGGAGGAGAAACUGACUCAGGAAUAUUAUCAGACUCUGUCGAAUCUAAUAAAUUAACGCAGCUCGAUGCUGACAUAGAUACAUGUCAAGUACGUAAAAAUAUAAUAAAAGUUAAGUCUUCCAUAGUAAAUAGGUCAUUUAUUAGAAAUGUUAAGUCAGUAGUAAAACCUAAGCUACCGGAAAGGCCUCAGAUAAAAACAGCGUUACAUUUAACGGAGUUUAAUAAACCAAAAGAAGCAGACACUGGCCCAAAAACACCAACACAGUCAAAUGAGUGUAAUGAAAAAGAUAAAAAUGUAACCAAAGUAUUACAAGAUGAUAAAACAGUUGAGAACGCCGCUAGUACUUCUACUGCAAGUACCACUGGAAGAAAAAGAAAAAUAGAUGAACUUCAAGAGCAGAGAAACUUUAAUAAAAGAGUAAAUUUAUUGAAAAAGAUAAGGAAUAUAAGGAAAUGUAAUAGAACUAUAAAUAGUGUGAGCCAAAACACUUCUUAUCAUCAGGAUAUACAAAAUUGUGAAACUGAAAAUUCUCGAACUAUUCCAGAACAAAAAAAUUUAGGCGAUGACACGAAUUUAGUUAAAGUAGAGGAUUAUACACCUAAAAAAAGACCUCGUAUUGCACAUGUACCUAAAAGUACAGUAACUGAUCAUACGUAUUCAUCAAAUAAUUCGUUGCAAGUCAGAAAAUCUGUGGAAAAGAAUGUAGAAGAUACAGAGUCAGAGUUGCAAACUAUUUCUGCUAAUAGUGAAAGUAAUCAAAACACUAUUACAGAUAAAACAAAACUGCAGGAUAAUGACAUCAAUUUGAAUAAAUUGAAGAAAACUAAUAAUGAACUUGCAGAAGAAAACAGUGACAAAACAGAACAGUUGAAAGCAAUUUCAUUAAACAGAGUUGAACCUGCUACAGAAAAAUCUGCAGAAAAUAAUAGUGAGGAAACUACUCCUGAUAUUACAAAUGUACCAAAUGGGCUAGAAACUAACAGUUUGUCAAAUGUAGACCUAAAUAGCUGUAGUUAUUCUAAUAGUAUUAUUGAAUCUGAUAUUAAUGAUUCUGUAAAAGAGAUAGUGAAAACAGAGCCUGAAUUAAACAGUUCUGAUUGUCUGGAACCAGUAAAUGACUCUGAUGGUAUCCUUGAAUCUGAGAUCAACAAGUCUGUACAAGAACUUGUGGAAACAGUGACAGAACUAGAAAAUCAAUGUAAAUCUUUGGAUCAGGUAAAUGAAAGCACAUCUGUACCUAUUCUGGAAAGUAAAACCCCAGUUAAAAAGGAACGUGUAGAGUCGGAACCAUCUCAAAAAGAUCAUAAUGUUCACGAAAACUUUAUUGAAGAGUCGCGUGGUGAAUCAGAUUUUAGUGAUAAUAAAAGUAACGAUUCAAUGAAUGUUUCAAAUACUUCUACUCCUAAAAAUAAUGUUGUUACGCGUAAUGCAGAUAUUGUACAAAUUACAGAACCAUGUAGUUCUAAUAAUCCAGUAUUAAAUGAGAAAAAUGAAGAUUGUACUAAGAAUCAAGUAAAAAAAGACAUUACCGUAAAUACUAAAAAGCCAAAGAAACCUAUAUGGCUAAAUUCAAAAGGUUCCAGUAAGUCACCUUAUGCACUUCAGAAGUUAAAACAAUAUAUCAAUGAAAAUAAAUCUCCAAGGACUUAUCAAAGUCAAUAUAAACAAAUUUUACCUAUCCGUUUGUUAACUGAUAAAUAUAUUAGGAGACAAUUGCAGAGGCUUAUGGAUAACGAGUGGCAAACUUCAGUGCACUGGGAUGUAAUAGAAAAAUUAAAAUGUGCAUGCAGUCCACGCAUCAUAGCAAAAGGAAUUGUGGAGUUCCUGUCUACAGAAACAGGGGAACAAUUAGAUAAAAGUCAUACACCACCAGCGCCAUUAAUGACAAAAACACAGCAAAGAAUAGUAGCAUUAUUAGUUGACUUAGGAGAAUCAGAACCGACAAUUUUCCAGUUUGUACAAGCUGGUAUCGAGUACAAAUUAUUUAGACUUAAUCAAACCAUAAUGAAACAAACUAUAGAAUCGCUCGCUAGGAUGUAUACGAUUCUAGCCCGAAUAAAAAAAGAUAGAGAAAAAGUAAGGAUAUUUUGUUGCGAUGCCUUGUAUUGUUUGGGACUAAAUGCUAUAAUUGUUUUAUAUACAGUACUCACAUGUUGGCCAGAAGUAUUUCCAAAUAACGAAACAAGUAGCAAAUUGUUACCAAGAUGCAUGGCGCAUAUUAUCACAUCGCAUCAGGCUGUAGGCCAUUCCAAGCUCAAUGCUUUAAAGAACUUGAUCUCAAUAUUCUAUAAAUAUCCAACGGGAACAUUAUCAAAUGAUUUGUUGAACGAAUUGUUAACAGCAUUUCAAACAAAGUCCCAUACGGAAGUUGAGACUUCUCUUAUACUUCUCGCAAAAAAGGAAGGUACAACAUGGACAUAUAAGAAUAUUAUUCGAGGCGCAUUGUUACCAAUGAUAAUUAACAACAAAGUUCCAAGCAUAUAUAGAGCAUUCUGGUUGCUUGGUAAUCUUAUGAGAGUAUUUCCAAUAGAAGACAAAGAUAACUCAGUCGGCCAAAUUGUAGAACAACUGUGUGACUUAAUCAACUCUGGAUCAGACGAACAAAACGAGGGCGUCAUCUCUGCAUUGCUAAGCUUAUCUAGGCACAAAUUCGAUGAGGUAGUGCAGAACACGUUGAAAUGGGACCCAGCUGUGCCGCUUCGUGACCGAACUAAAGAGCAGUUCAAUGGUUUAUUCAAUCAGCGUAACACAGACUUCUGGAAGAAUUACUUAAGAAGAAACAGACACCUGUUUGAAACGCGUCAGGAAAGCAAAACGUAUUCUAUGAUAUUUGAAUGCAAAUUUGCUUGGUAAAAGAUGCAGUGAAACGUAACAUUGGUAAGACCAAGUAUUCAUGAGUCCAUUGACCUGGACAGAGGAAACACUCAUUAUCGCAAUAAGGAACAUUAAAUAAUAAUUAGAGGUGUACGGACUUAUACAGUACAGCAAUUUGCAACGUACAUCGAUGCGAUAUUUCCUUCGAUCUCUAUGACGUAAAUGGAUUUCUAAUCGAUGACACGCGUUUGCAAUUGUCGCCAUUUUGCAGAGCAAACGCGUUGAUUGAAAUUGAGAAACGUCGAAUUGGAUUACAUUGGAUUGAAUCGUGUCGAGUUAUAUUACAUGGGACAGAAUCGCGUGGUAUUGUGUGGAAUUAAGAAGCGUCGAAUUAGGUCGAACCGAAUCGAUUAGCAAGCUUAUCGUUAGAGCAUUCGUUCGCGUUGAAGGAAGAACCGGUAAGCAUUUGUUCGCUUACAGUCUAAACGCAUCCUAACACUAUCCGAACGUGCAAGGAACGUUUAAAUAUUACAAUUUUUUAGCAAAAAGUGUUAUAUGUAGGUUGAAAACUACAUCGCUUUUCUUUCCAAUUACCGAAGGAAAGGGACACGGAGAGUAGGUGGCCGAGUUAAAUGUUAUCGUAGGGUGCAAUAACCUACACGAUAUCGAUAUAUAUGCUAUUUAAACAUUUCGGGAAACAAGAUUACAAGUUUUUAUUCCUUUCAAUAUAAUAAUAAUAAUAAUAAUAAAAAUAAUAAUAGAUAAUAAUAAUAAUAAUAAUAAUAAUAGAUAAUAAUAAUAAUAAUAAUAAAAAUAGAUAAUAAUAGCAAUAAUAAUAAUCAACAUACCGUAAGCUUCCAUACGCAGAGCACGCUAAGUUAAUACAUGUACAUGGUUUCUUUACAAAAAUAAUAACAAUGUUUCGAUGCAACAUUGCGGAUCCAUUAAUCAAUCUCGUCUAGCUAAAUGACACUUUAGCAGCUUCCUUUGGAUAGAUAAACUUUCGUACAAUCCCGCGUUUAUCGUUCGCGUUCCCUUUUUUUAGGGAAUGAACGGUUGAUACGCGCGCAUGCGUACGCAGGCACGCGCGCCUCAUUCAAACUCUGAUAUUCUCGUCCUUCCACCUUUGUUAAAUAAACUACUUAUUUGUCAGUUAAUCGACAUUGUCUUUGGUACAUUUACAACGAACAGCAUACCGCGACAGAGAGAGGAGUACGGAUUUGGUAUGUCGAACGGGGUACCUACCAUCCGCCGUCACAUAUAAAGCGCACGCAAUUCACGAGAAAAUUUCGUUUUUUUGGAGACCAUUCGCGUGUCUCCGGGCGCGAUGGUUUCCGUCCAGAAAUUAAAACGAAACGAAACAUCAUAAGAAGAAACAGACACGGAAAAACAAAAAAGAAGCAAACAAGAGAAAACAAACGGAAAGAAGAGAAAGGGAAAGCGAAGCCGAUCGGAACGAUUCUGAAUUCCAUCGGCGAUUCGGUGUAUUCGAAUCGUUCCGAUCGACUAUGGCCAACUUGCAUGGCGAGAUCUUUCUUCAAGGAUAGAUCUCGACGAGUCGACCAAAAUGAAAACAUUAUUCCAAUUUCUUUCGUCUUUGCUCUUCCCUCAUCGAUGGAGCAACAAAACACGUCCUUCUCGUGUCUGCCUUUUCCUUGUUCUUUCCCUCUCUUCGGUUCUCUUCUUCGUCUUGGUCUUCGCGCGAUACACGACCACGGCGCUGUCUGAUGUACUAAAAUGCCACCACUGUCUACGUUUAAACGGUCGUUUAAAUCGCGGUUUCGAGUCAUUGCUCUCGACUAUUACGUUUAACAAAAAAAAAUUUUCAUUCGCUCGAGAAAUUUCAAAGUUCACACUGCCCAGAGCAAUCACUCGAUCGCGCGGCGAUGUUAACGUUACAAGCUGACACACUCGCAGUCCUACCUAUGAAUUUACUUACAAUUUUUUCGUACGAAACUUUUGUUAAGGCCCUUUUUGUUCCUCAAUCGGUCGUUCGUUGUUCGAGUAACUGCUCUCUAGACAUAAUCUUCUUUUCGAUAUGUUUUUGACUCGACUUGACUGCAAGAAAGUUCUGCGACGAGCAGUUACUUGAACUGGCUAAAUUGUUCGCUAACAAACAUAGCGAUGGACAACUGCAGCGUGCACAAAAGUAAUGAUAGCCGAUUACUCAAUUUGAAAAUUUGGAAAUUUUCAAGUUUCUAAACUUCAGAUUUCCCCAUAUAAAUUUUCAAAUUUCUAAAUCAUUUUGAAGUUUCGUAAAAGCUUAAAUGUCUCUGUCUCCAAAUUUUCAAAUACGACAAUUUGAAAUUUUCGUGUGUCUGUAAAGCACCGUGCACACCGCUCGAGGAUUCGGUAUACUGUCCAUCACCGAGCAAAUUGAAAUUUCUUAGCCGGACGAAAGAGGACUAUUCAACCGACUGAAGAACAACGGAGGUGCCAGAAUAUGAUGGCUCUGCGCGUAAGACAUUGCGUGCUUCCUUUUUUCUCGUAAAUAAUAAAUUGUGUGUCCUUAAAUCGAUAUCGUUAACCAAAAUAACGCGAUAGCAUUAGGAAUAAACGCAUUAAUCUGUGAUCGAUAAUAAUAAUUAAAAAAAGAAAGAAUAAUUAAAUGACCGUAACUAAUGAUCAUAAUUAGUAAUUAAUAAUUAUAUCGUGUGAUAAUUAAUAAUCAAUGGAAAUAAGAAUAAAUUAGGAACCAAGUACAAAGCAUGUGAGAAGUAUGAUUCGAGGGGUGGUUGGGAGGGAGGGUUUUUUUGUAGGAAAUAAUUAAAUUAGAAUUAACGUUCUCCGCGUUAAUUAGGACUAUUUAUAAAUUAUAUACACGGUCACGAUACCAACUCGUCCCCGUGAUACACUUUUAGGCCACCUAGAGUUCCCUUUCACGUCGGAACCUGUCUUGCGUGUGUCUCGUUUUCUAUUUCUACUCUUUCGAUCUCCUUUUAUCUGUUUUUAUUUUCCCUCGCUUCGAUUUCGAUCUCCUUCGGUAGGCAGUGCCCGACAGAAACGACUUCGAAACGAAAGGAGAAAAACGCAAGUUUCCGACACGGCAAAGAAACCACGAAGCGUCGUUGUCGCCGGGUCACGACACGUUCGAGAGAAAGUAAUAUUAUAGACGAUUCUUUUUUUUCAAGCGUUUGGAAGCUUUCUCACUACUCCACGGUAUCUACAAAAUGUACAAAUCGCCAUCGGAAUACGGGACAGAUAUCUUAUAGAACGUUCACAUGGUACCAUGUAACUGAUCUUACCAGAAUUAAGCUGACUCCGUAUGCAAAAAUAAUAUGAACACAUAGCAUGUAACUUUUUCAUACAUCUUUUUUGAGGAAACUGACUUUGAAGAUUUGUCAAACAUAUGUUGCAAACUGCAGAUGUUUAUGUAGAUUUUAAAAAUACUGUCUCACUGUUUCUGUAUAUUUUUCUUCUUUAAAGACAAAAAAAUUUCAUACUAUAUUAUCAAGUUACCAUUGCAUAGAGAAUGACCUCUUUUCUGCCUGUAUGAUUAAUUACAUAAUACCUUGCAUAUAUUUAUACAUACUGUUGAGUCAUCCCAUAAAAUAAUGUCGUUUCCUUAGUCAAUCAAUGAGGGUGAAUUAACACUUACUGUUACUUUACAUUAUUUGUAUGUAGAUCAUUUUCUGAGAAAAUUCUAUUCAUCACUUUUUAAUAGACUGCUAUUUCUUGAAAUAUUGAAAUAGUAAACUUUUCUCCAGUUAAAUAAUUUUGUAAUUAUCAGAAUAGAAUUGAAGAACGAGAUACUGUAGACAAAGAAAGUAGUGGCACACCCAGUUCUGAGUAUAACAAUAUUAAUGGACUGAAGAAAUAUAGUUAUGGAAUCCUGCGAUGCUUUAAUAAAUGCUAUAAUAUAACGUGUAAUAAAUGCAAUCUGACAUUUUCCAAGUAAAUGCAAGAAUACAAAGGAAUUACAAUACUUUCUACAUCCACGGUAUAUGGCAGUUGAAAUGUUAUAUAUUGAAAAUGAACUGUAUUCAAAAGUAACGACAUUACUUCAAGGACAAGCUCAUAUAUCUUUCUGCAGCAUCGAGGGGCGUCGCGACGCGAUGAUGGAUUCAGUAGGACCUGAACGUAAUUUUCUGGAGUCGCGAUCGAUAACUCGGGUGAUUUUCGCCGCGCUAGCAAUCGACCCUGCCAUUCCUGGCCGACUCGGGUCCCGAUAAAUUUAUUUGUCAAAUGUCACUGCGAGUGGCAAACGCGGUGUCACGCGGCUUAAUUAAGCGUCGUCAUGAUUGUAGUUUGUCCGCUACAAUUGUCGUAAUUACUCUUCAGAUAAAUUUAACGGAUGAACACGAAUCGGCCGGCCCUGUACACGGAUUAAUUUACUAUUUACAAACGAGACAGAGGGAGAGAAGUUUUCGCAGCGCGACGAAGAGCCAGAAAAUUCGAAUAAUCGCAUCGAGUCAUCGACGCCGCCUUCUUCUUUUUUUGACGAACAAUUAACGAACCGACUCUCACCGAGGCCUAACGACACGUUCGAAUAAAUUAAACGACGGUGUAUUGUGCGAACGAAAACACAUAUGCUUAAACGAAAUAAAUAAUUACGUCUGUAUAUUAAAUAAACUAUGUACGCGUUUUACAUACAUUUACAACGAAACACUUGGAAGGGCAAGUUGUGUCCUGCGAAUUAACGAAACACGCGAUAGAGAUAGAAAUUUGUAUAACUGGCACGAAAGAAAAGUAAUCAACAGAAACUGCGAGGAAGAACGAACGGUUUCUCUCGUCGAACGUGGACGCUUUUCGUUUUUUGACGGACGUCGAAA
Molecule: messenger RNA, 9508 nt
Organism: Megachile rotundata (alfalfa leafcutting bee)
Lineage: Eukaryota; Metazoa; Arthropoda; Insecta; Hymenoptera; Megachilidae
Source: RefSeq, a predicted model, not a curated record